Molecule: messenger RNA, 3254 nt
Organism: Amoebophrya sp. A120
Lineage: Eukaryota; Dinophyceae; Syndiniales; Amoebophryaceae
Source: the annotation of a GenBank genome assembly
ACCACUUCUGGGCUUACAACUUACACUAUCUAUGAAAUAAGUAGAAAUUUGAGUUGCAGCUUCUUUUCAUCGUGACGUGAAAGUGGUUCUUUCUCUUUCAGUGAGACGCGUGAAAUCCCUGGUCCACUAGAAGCUGCAACUGCAAGUGAAAGAUAUCGAGGAUGAGCGCGUUUCCCCCAGAAGAUGAUGGUGGUGAUGACGACGGUGGUGGCCCACAACACCCCCCGUCGGCACUGGUGAACAUGAACCGCACCACCGAGGAAACGAGGCCGAGCAAAGGAUCACGACAGCGCCCCAAUUCUAUAUCCGGAACGGUCUCCGCCAGGUUUCUGGACAGGUCGACACUGAUCUCGAGCAUCACGGGCAGGAGCUCGCAAAGGACAGGCAGAACCUCCAGUAGUGCCAGCGUUUCCAGCACAGCUCGGAGGUCCGUGAUUGCAGCCCUGGUGGCGGAGGAAGACAGUGAAGAGGAUGGCAGUAACUUCAGCGGAGGUGGUGCUGGGGGAGGAAAUACGGCGGUCUCCGCGUCCCAGUCCCUGGAACAAGCGGUGAACAAAAUCAGUUGCCGUAUCUCCCUUCUGCGGUCGACUUUUAUGACUCAACGGCAGGACCUGGAGGAAAUGGAAAACGAGCCACCUCCACCAAAUAAUGGUACCGCUGGCCGCCGCACAAGCCGGGCCGAGUCCAUUGCUUCCACCACAGCCUCGGUUUUACGCAGAGCGGACGGCAAGCCGGCGUGUUCCCUCACCUGCCUGUCGGUGUUUAUCAUUCUGGGCAACUUCUUCUCCACCUGGGCCUACUUCGGCCUUUUCUGGGACGUUGGAUUGGGAAGCUUUCCCCUUUGCCCCAUAUCGAGGAGCGCGAUCCUGCACAACCGUGCCAUCGAAGAAAAGAAAAACAACGCGGCGGUGCUUUUAGAAACUGUUGGAACUGGGAGUGCAACUGAACGAACAGAAUCAGGAACUGCGGUCGUGGCACCACACGCACCAGUACUAGCAGCUGAAAACGAUGGUGGUACAACACAAUCAACUUCCACAUCGACUUCUGUCCCUGCCACCGCAGAAACGCCUGAUCUGCAAAUACCAGACUGGCAAGCCAGCAUAUUUCUGAAGGAGCUUCCCUUCUAUGUAGCGGCGAUGACGUGGAUCGGGCUGUACCAUGCUGUGUUCUGGAACGAGGGCUUGGGCAGCACGGGCAUGCGGAGCUUCGUCUGGGUGUUAGUCCUCCUGUGGACCAUGAUUACGUGGCACUACUUGAAACAGGAGGACGCUCGCGAGGACGCGAAGAUGAUUAACGGCGCGUGCCACGGUGCGUGGCUUCUCCUCGUCACCGCCACCUUCUAUCCAGCGCCCCGCACCUGGGAACGUCUCCGCACCUACGUGCUCGGCUCGUUUUCUUUUGUCGUGUACGGCAGUGCGCAGUACCUGUUCAUCUUCGGUCCCCAGGGAGUGCUCACGAUCUUGAUCAGCAUCGAUCGCAGAAAAGAAGAAGAGCCGAUGAAAGCACUGUUGAUGCAAUCUGUCCUGUUGAUCUUCACAUUCCAGCUCUGGCUGCCCAUCUCUGAGAACUUUCUGGCUCGGUGCAUGCUCCCCCUGGUGCACAGUAAUCUAAAGGAGGACCCGGCCUACGACCCGCGUACAGUGGGUGGCGAAAGGGCACACCGGGCCUACAUGUUUCGCGUCAAGUGGUGGUCGUACUCCUACUGGGACAUGUGGAAAGCCGGCAUCACACGUAUGCUCUUACUCCGCACUAUCCAUGUGAAUUCUGGAUGACGUCGACGAGAAGUUGCGUCUUAUUCGUCUGUUUGGAUCAUUUUUGAUUUCGAUAAAUUGCACACGACAAGAUCCUCGCUAAGGGUAUAUCAUGCACGUACAACUCGAACAGGACGGGACCUUGUAACAAGUAAAGACAAACAUGAACACAAUCAUUAGUCUUUCGCGUCAAGAUUUCGCAUCGAUAAGCAGUUUGCCCUCGGUUUUUGUCUUCACACUGGUCAAAGACUUGGUUUCCCAUGUUAUCCACUACGCACUGCGCACCUCCGACCCCGCCGUGGUUUUCUUCGUGAAGUGCCUGAAGUCACGGGAGCUAGCAAAGCAGUACCCCUGGCUCACAUACGCCAUGCGGUGGUGGAACGAAUCGCCUUGCUUCGACCGCUACCUGGCCUGCUGGACGUGGUUUUACGACUCGAGGGAGUUGGAUUUCGGAAGUGGAACUUCGCAUGCACAACUGGUAAGGAAACAAGGACACGGGGUGGAUCACGUCGGAUCUUCGUCUUCGAUGGCGCAACUACGUGACCAGCACGGGGAGGACGGCUAUCCACGCCGGACAACUGCAGAGCGGAUGCAGAGCAAAAGAAAUAAAUAUCAGUACCCGCUGUCGCACCUGAAGCCUACUAUUAAAACGGAGCAACCUCAACUUGUCAACAGCGAAGAAAAUAAUGAAGUGUUGUCUUUCUCCUUCGAGAACGUGACCAUCAAGUUUUUCAACUUUCCCGGCAAUCUCGACGAAGCACUGCGGGUUCGCCGGUCGAGCUUCCGUGCCUUCGCCAGCGGGGUAACGAAUAUGCCGGGGUCGAGUAGGACGAAGUCCUCCACUGCUUCCUCGAAGAAAAUACCACCUCCACCCGUCACCUUGCUGCAGACCGCCGCUUCAGCUGGCCCGGAGGACCAAGUUGGCGUCACGAGCGCAAAAGAGAAGCCGAGUAAUUGUUCUAACGGCGUCGGGGUCUUCAACUACGACGAGCAGGCUGAAAAAGCAGACCACCGACCAGCAAGUGACGCAACGCCGAGCCUGGUCAGCCGCAUGCUCACGUCUGCACUGAGUUUUGUCGGAGCUAAUGCGGCCAGUUCAUCGACAACACCGGCAAGGACUUCGAGUACGCAGGGCGGGCAGUGGCUGCUGCGGUACCUGGAAAUGGUGCGGAAAGUCUACGUUGACAGCGAGGACCAGCUCGAGGGGCUGUGCAAGGUGAUCCGUUAUGAAACGUUCUUCCGCUGGCAAGCGAAGUGGAUUGUCGCGGCAGUGAUGUCUAUGUUCUUGCUGUUUUUGCCGUUACUAAUGCAGCAGAGCUGGAUCGUCGAGUCCCCGGGGUACAAAAACAACAUCAAGCCCGAUUACUUCUUUCGCGCCACGUUGUUCCUCGUUUUUGACGUGCUCGAGUAUUUCGCCGUCACUUCGUAUGCGCAGUAGAGCCUUUCGCUUUUUUCAAUUCUCGCGGAUCACUAUCGAUGUGCAUGAAGAAGAAAUGGUCUUGA